Durio zibethinus is the source of this 357-nucleotide messenger RNA. The record is from RefSeq and is a predicted model, not a curated record. NCBI's taxonomy places the organism in Eukaryota, Viridiplantae, Streptophyta, Magnoliopsida, Malvales, Malvaceae.
AUGUAUCUAGCUAAAAUCGCUGAUGCACAGCCACAAGCAUCAACAUCUUCCCAGCAAGAGCAACAUGUUCAUUCUGCACAAGCUUCAAUGAAUAAGCAGAAUCGAGGUUUCUUAGCUCCAAAGUCGGCUUUCCAUUUAAAUGAUCAGCAGCAGCAACCACAGCUGCCAAUGUACCUCCAACAACAGCAACUCAACCAACCACAAGUGGGAUUAAGAUCUGCUGCCCGUUGUGGCCCUUAUCAGGGCAUGCAAAUUGUGCUUGGUAACAAUUUCAUGAACAUUGAACGAAACAAACAAGAUAGCUCAGAAGACGGUACUGGUGAAGGCUUCCCAAACUUGGCAUAUGGACAACGCUAG